Messenger RNA from Anguilla rostrata (American eel), 1754 nucleotides. Its product is annotated as GTPase IMAP family member 4-like. The record is from RefSeq and is a predicted model, not a curated record. The transcript is spliced from 3 exons. The coding region runs from base 49 to 1116 and encodes 355 amino acids. Gene Ontology annotation, molecular function: GTP binding. Lineage: Eukaryota; Metazoa; Chordata; Actinopteri; Anguilliformes; Anguillidae.
AGUUUCUCAUCUUUCAAGUAGGAGGAACUAACUUGUUCUCACAGCAAAAUGGAGGGAAAAGAAUCUUCACAGAAAUCGAGUAAACAAGAUGAAAAAAGUGAAUUCCAACCAACAGUCAAAAGACGAAGCAGUUCUAAAUCAAUACCACCAGACUUGUCCGAAGAUGCUGGAACUGAGCAAAACCCUGGACUCAGACUGGUGUUGGUGGGAAAGACAGGAGUGGGGAAGAGUGCUUCUGGAAACACGAUCCUUGGAGGAAAAAUAUUCAAGUCAAAGAUGAGUUUUUCAUCCCAGACUAAGUCAUGUGAGAAACAGCACGGCACGGUAGCGGGACGCAGUGUGUAUGUGGUGGACACGCCAGGGCUCUUCGAUAACCAACAGCAUGAGCAGGACGUCAGGCGAGAGAUAGGGAGGUCCAUCAACUACUCAUCCCCGGGACCUCAUGCUUUCUUGCUGGUGGUAAAACUUGAUCGGUUCACAGAAGAGGACAGAAGAACGGUGCAGCACAUACAGGAGUUGUUUGGGGAAGGGGCCUCCCGCUACAUUAUAGUUCUGUUCACGCGAGGGAGCGAGCUUUCGGACGACAUAGAAGACUAUAUUAAAGAAGCAGACAGCGGUCUCAGAUCAAUGCUGUCCGAAUGUGGAAACCGGUACCAUGUCUUUGAGAAUAAUAACCUCGAUGACCGUCGGCAAGUGACCGAUCUUCUUGACAAAAUUGAGGCAAUGGUGAAGGAGAACGGUGGUGGGUGUUACACCAAUGAGAUGUUCCGUGUGGUGGAGAGGUUGCUUCAAGAGAAAGAGAAAGAGCUCAGGAGCCAUUAUGAAGAAAAACUGCGUGAAAAAGAGGAGGAGCUGAAGGCUAAGUUUGAGAAGGACAUGGAGGAGCUGAAGACAGACCUGGAGAAGAAGAUGGAAAAGCUAUUAGACGAGGGAAAAGAGAGGGACCUCAAGAUAAGUACUUUGGAGGAGAAGCACAAGAGAGAACUCGCUGAGUUUGAGCGCUUCUACCAGGAGAAAGGCAGUGCUGCCAGGGAUGAAGCAGAGACUUCGGACUUUACACACAACUUCAUUUUCGAGAUGUGGAAUUAUGUCUGUGGCGCAAUGACCAGAACCUAGGGAAACAGCCACCAGUAUAUCACAAGCUUACAGUAUAUGUGGCACUUGUACAGUGAAUGACUCGUGGAAACUCUAGUGGAAGCUCCAACACACUCUAGUCUCAUUUUAGGCAACGUUCAAAGAUCUGCCUUUAUCCAGUGAUUUGAAUCUUCAUUCCUGUUUCCUGUUCCAAGUCAACAUAGAUUGGAAAAAAAACUGAUAUUCCUACCAGCUUUUCAGAACAAAGUCCUUUUCUAGACACAGGAAAAAAUACAGACUCCAGCCUCACCUUUCUAUCCCAAGCGAACACUGUCUGGUAGGCUUUCAAAAACAAGCUCCGCUCACCUCAGCCUUGGCAACAAUUGGCCUUGUGACCAGCUAUUCCAUGUAGGCCACCGACCCAACAGCGGGCCAGCUGGAGACUUGAAGACGUCUUCACCAUUCCUCCAGACAGACUUGGUAAAGGGUCCUGAGUAAGAGACUGCAGCCAUGAAUAUGAAUGAUAAUUAUUCAUGAACUGAUAUUAAGUGUUGAGACCAACACUGGUCUGAACUCCAAAGAAUUUCUAUAUAUUUUUUUUAGCUAUGCACACUUUUUUAUUAUUGUAUCCUGACAAAAUGUGGCAUUUGUUGAUCAAUAAAGAGAAUUCAAUAAAUAAA